UUGCUUAGUGCUUACAAAGCCAAAGGCGAGUCCUAGAUAGUGAAUGUAGACUGUUCUGAAGGGGACGAGCGAGCGCUAAAAGAUGUUUUAUCGUUGCAAAAUCCUCAACGUUAACUUCCCAUCAUCUAUGUCUCUGGGAACUUUCGUCAAACACCUUCCAUUUUCCAUACCUAAAACCUCACUUCCUCCUCAAAGACUCAACUUUAAAUCUCUAACCACCACCACUACCUGCGUAACACGCAGCUCUUCCUAUUUUGAAACCUUAAACUCCCGCCAAAAGGACCAGAUUCAUCUCUACGUAGACGCUUUACUUCAAUGGAACCAGAAGAUGAAUCUCACCGCUGUCAAUGAAGUUAAUGAAGUAAUGGAAAGGCACAUUGAAGAUUCCCUAGCAAUUAUCCCUCCUAUACAAAACUCUUAUAUCUCAAGCUGUAACAAUUCAUUUGACAACCUUAGGAUUGUUGAUGUUGGAAGUGGUGCGGGGCUUCCUGGCUUGGUUUUAGCUGUUGCUUGUCCAGGUUGGGAAGUAACAUUGGUUGAAUCUAUGAACAAGCGAUGUCUUUUCUUGGAACAUGCAGUGAGUCUUAUCGGUUUGUCCAAUGUUCAGGUUGUGAGAGAAAGAGCAGAGAAAUUGGGGCAGGAUUCCAACUUUAGGGAGAGAUUUGAUGUUGCAGUGGCCAGGGCAGUUGCAGAGAUGAAAGUUUUGGCUGAAUACUGCCUUCCUCUUGUUCGUGUUGGUGGCUUGUUUGUAGCUGCAAAAGGUCAUAAUCCUCAAGAUGAAGUUAAAAGUGCAGAGAGAGCAACCAAAUUGAUGGGUGCUUCGGUAUUGCAACUCUGCUCAGUGGAAUCACACAGCCCACAUGGACAGAGAACUGCUAUCAUUUGCUUAAAAAAUCGCCCCACACCAAGAAAAUAUCCACGUGAUCCAGGUACACCAACAAAAGAACCACUCUAAUAAUUAGGGUGUCAGUUCUGCUGUCUUCUUUAGUUUGUUAGGCUUCCUGCACCUCCAAAUGUAUAUGACUUCUUUUCUUAAAUUAUUCUUUCUUUUAGUGACCAACUUGGUCAUGGCUUCACAAUAGGCUUAAGACUUUAUCCUCUGCAGUCUGGAGAGACUAAUGACUUGUGUAGUUUUUCUCUCAAUAUAUUUAGCUUUCGUGUCAGUGUCGUGUUUCGUAUUGCUUUUGUAGUUGUUCUUUCUAUGUUAUGUUUGUGUCGUGCGAUCGUAUUGUAUCAAACAUUAUCAAGUAUAGCAUCUAAUAGCUGCAUAUGCAGUGUCUGUGUAUGUUUAUGAUACAGAA
This is a messenger RNA of Gossypium raimondii (Peruvian cotton), 1301 nucleotides long. RefSeq lists its product as hypothetical. Gene Ontology annotation, molecular function: rRNA (guanine-N7-)-methyltransferase activity. Bases 83 to 955 code for a protein of 290 amino acids. The record is from RefSeq and is a predicted model, not a curated record. The transcript is spliced from 7 exons. NCBI's taxonomy places the organism in Eukaryota, Viridiplantae, Streptophyta, Magnoliopsida, Malvales, Malvaceae. Gene Ontology annotation, biological process: rRNA processing. Gene Ontology annotation, cellular component: cytoplasm; cytosol.